GAAAAGAUGGGAAUCUGUCUCCUGUCCAAUCAAUGGUUCUUGACAUUUGCUGAUUAAUUAAAUAAUUCGUUGCUUUGUCGUAAAAUUUUCACUUUUUUCUCAAGCUUAUGCCUGCAAAGUGUUUGCUUAUAUUCCUCAUAGAACCCGAAGUUUUACUAUUAGAAGAGAAAACAACUUAUUACGGUUUAACUGUGGUCUUUUGCUCUGUUUCGCUUUGCUUGUUUUCUUACAUGAACUGGUCACCAAGUUGAUUUAUUUCCUCUUGUUCUUGCCAUGGGACUGAUGAGCAUUGACCCGUAUGUGGCUAUAACGGCACUGAUUGUGGCCAUUCUGGUGGUUCCAAUGGGUUGCCAAAGGCCUCAUCAAGUGGUGAACCUCGGCGCUGUUUUCACUUUUGAUUCGGUUAUUGGAAGAGCUGCAAAAGUAGCUCUGGAGGCAGCUGUCUCUGAUGUGAACGCUGACACUAGCCUUCUCAAAGAAACGAAGCUACGGCUGUUUAUGGAGGACUCUUCCUGCAAUGUAUUUCAUGGGUCCUUCGGAGCUUUUAAAGUUCUUGAGAAAGAAGUGGUGGCUUUGAUUGGUCCACUCUCAUCUUCCAUCGCUCAUACAUUUUCAGAUAUUGCCAAAGGGCUCCAGUUUCCUCUCGUCUCAUUCGCAGCAACUGAUCCAACUCUCUCUGCCCUCCAGUUUCCCUUCUUUCUUCGGACCACACCUAAUGAUGCCCACCAAAUGUCCGCUCUUGUGGAUCUUAUCAAUUUUCAUGGUUGGAAAGAGGUGAUAUCAGUUUACUCAGAUGAUGAGCUCGGAAGAAACGGAGUUUUUGCUCUAGAUGAUGAACUGUACAAGAAAAAAUCCAGAAUUUCCCAUAAAGUGCCCCUCUCAGUGAAUUCUGAUGAAGGAUCCAUUACUGAAGCUUUGAAAAAAUCCAAGUCCCUCGGUCCUCGAGUCUAUGUUCUUCAUUUUGGUCCUGACCCAUUGCUCAGAAUCUUUAGGAUAGCGCAAAAGCUGCAGAUGAUGACCCGUGAAUAUGUUUGGCUGGCCACAGACUGGCUCUCAGUUACUUUAGAUUCUUCGUUGAGUGACAAAGGUACUUUAAAACGUCUUGAAGGAGUAGUGGGGCUUCGUCAACACAUCCCACAAUCCGUAAAGAUGCAACAAUUCACACAUAAACUGAAGAGCAACAGAUCAAUGAACGCCUACGCGUUGCAUGCGUAUGAUACAGUGUGGAUGAUCGCAUACGGGAUCGAGAAAAUGCUGAAUGAAGGAAUCAACAUAACAUUCUCUUACUCCGAGGAGUUAAUUCAUGCACAAGGAACUAAACUGCACCUGGAUAGAGUCAAAAUUUUCAACAGCGGGAAGGUACUACUUGAGAAACUUCUGCAGGUGAACUUCACUGGUGUAGCCGGUCAAGUUCAGUUUGGUUCUGGUCGAAAUGUCAUUGGCUGUGAUUAUGAGAUCAUCAAUGUAGACAAAACCGGUGUAAAUACUGUGGGUUUCUGGUCUAAAAAUGGAGGAUUUUCAGUUGUAACCCCAGAUUCCAGACACGCACGAAAGAAGACUGGCUUUGUUUCUGAUGAAAAGCUUGGUAACAUAACCUGGCCUGGUGGUGGCCGUGAAAAGCCGCGUGGUUGGGUCAUUGCAGAUUCCGCAAAUCCAUUGAAGAUUGGUGUCCCCAAAAGAGUAAGUUUUGUCGAGUUUGUGGCUGAAGAAAAUAACAGUAGCCAUCGGAUUCAAGGAUUUUGCAUAGACAUCUUCAAUGAAGCAUUGAAGCUGGUUCCUUACAGUGUCCCUUACAUAUUUGAGCCAUUUGGGGAUGGCCACUCAAGUCCUAAAUACAAGCAGCUUAUUCAAAUGGUCGCGGAUGGCGUAUAUGAUGCAGCUGUUGGAGAUAUUGCAAUAGUCCCCACCAGGUCGAGAUUAGUAGAUUUCUCGCAGCCAUAUGCUUCCACAGGCCUUGUUGUGGUGAUUCCUACUAACGACGACAAUCCCACUUGGAUCUUUGUGAGACCCUUCACCGUUGGGUUAUGGUGUGUUGUUCUAGCUUCAUUCCUGAUUAUUGCCGUGGUCAUUUGGAUCCUCGAACAUCGCAUCAAUGAAGAUUUCAGAGGGCCACCUCGAAAACAACUCAUCACUAUGAUCUUGUUCAGCUUCUCAACUCUAUUCAAGAGAAAUCAGGAAGAUACAAUAAGCAAUCUAGCUAGAGGAGUGAUGAUUGUAUGGCUCUUCUUAUUGAUGGUCCUAACCGCAAGCUAUACAGCGAAUCUCACCUCAAUCCUCACAGUCCUACAACUUCCUUCUGCCAUUACUGGCAUUGACAGCUUGCGGGCAAGUGAGGUGCCUAUCGGUUAUCAGGCUGGGACUUUCACUUUAGAGUACUUAACCUACAGUCUUGGCAUGGCUCGGUCUAGGCUUGUCCCACUUGACUCGACUGAGGAGUAUGAAAGGGCUCUAAAGCUAGGACCAAACGCGUUCGGAGGAGUAGCUGCCAUUGUUGACGAGCUCCCUUACAUUGAACUGUUUCUUGCGGAACGGACGGGUUUCAAGAUUGUCGGAGAGCCCUUUAUGCACCGUGGUUGGGGAUUUGCGUUUAAGAGAGAUUCUCCACUGGCUGUAGACAUGUCAACAGCGAUCUUGAAACUCUCCGAGACGAGAAAAAUGCAAGAUAUUCGGAUGAAAUGGUUAUGCAAGAAGACUUGCGCAGAGAAUUCAGAUGGGAACACAGAGCCAAACCAGCUUCAUCUCAAGAGCUUCAAAGGGUUGUACCUUGUCUGCAUUGCAAUCUCGGUCUCUGCGUUUUCGGUGUUUGUUUUCAGGAUGAUACGCCAGUUUGUGCGGUACAGACGGAUGGAGCGAACAAGCUCGAUGCCGCUCCCUCCUUGGUCGUCUUCUCCUACGAUGCGUUUAAGGGAAUUGGUGUUUGGUUUCGUGGAUUUUGUGGAUGAGAAAGAAGAAGCUAUCAAGAGAAUUUUCAAGAAUGACUCCAACAACCCAUCUCACGUUGUGGAAGUUCAAGCUGGUUCUGAGGUACGACAAAAUUGAUGAGUAGAUUCCACUUUAUAGAAAGAAAACUGUAAUGUUAUUAGAUAUGAGCUAACAUGCAAGUCAACAUUCAUAUCUUUGUUCAUUAGAUUUUAUUGUAACUUGGCACAUAAAAAGGGCGCAAGAGCCAAUGAUUGUUAACAUGAUUGUAGCUAUAUAUAUUUCAGAGUUACCAACAAUUCUUAUAAACUAUUUCAUUUUU
Molecule: messenger RNA, 3241 nt
Organism: Raphanus sativus (radish)
Lineage: Eukaryota; Viridiplantae; Streptophyta; Magnoliopsida; Brassicales; Brassicaceae
Product: glutamate receptor 3.7
Exons: 7
Coding region: 274-3039 (921 amino acids)
Cellular component (GO): plasma membrane
Molecular function (GO): glutamate-gated receptor activity
Source: RefSeq, a predicted model, not a curated record